This is a messenger RNA of Orussus abietinus, 1110 nucleotides long. Its product is annotated as odorant receptor 47b. The record is from RefSeq and is a predicted model, not a curated record. The transcript is spliced from 6 exons. NCBI's taxonomy places the organism in Eukaryota, Metazoa, Arthropoda, Insecta, Hymenoptera, Orussidae. The coding region runs from base 1 to 1110 and encodes 369 amino acids. Gene Ontology annotation, molecular function: odorant binding; olfactory receptor activity. Gene Ontology annotation, biological process: sensory perception of smell; detection of chemical stimulus involved in sensory perception of smell. Gene Ontology annotation, cellular component: plasma membrane.
AUGACUCUAACUCCGGAACGGUCCUACCAUUUCACAAGGACUUUGGGCAAAUUGAUAUGCGCGUGGCCUCCAGAUCCCAAGACAGGAAGGACGGAACGUUUUUUAAACAACGCAUUUUGGACCGUAUAUGUGGUAAAUGCGGUUCUCCUGAUGAUUCCUCUGGCGUUUGCCAUUCGAUAUUUCCGAGACGACGUCACCACAGUGACCAAGGCCGUCUCGGAGCUGACCUCGCUCGAGGAGGUCGUCUUGAACCUCAUCAUUUGCAGGGUGCAGAGGGCUCGACUUCAGGAACUCACCUCGGAAAUCCGGAAUUUCAUGACGAAGGCACAGCCCCAUGAGAAAAGCGUUCUCCAGAUGUAUGUCGCCCGUUACACGCCGUUCAACGUUUUCCUGGCCUCGUCUUACAUCCUGACGGCAAUCACCUUCUGCUGCGUACCACUUUUGACCUCGAGGACGCUUCCUGCGGACGCCUGGUAUCCCUUCUCCACGGAUCGGAUUUUCGUCAGGUGCGUCGUUUACCUUCACCAAUCUCUGGCUGUAUUGCACUGUGGGAUGUGCAUCGGCAUCGACAUCACCACUGUAACCCUCUUUUGGUAUGCUGGAGCGAGACUGGAGAUGCUGGAGACCGAGUUUAGGGAAUUCGAUACCAAAGCAGACCUCCAUCGCUGCAUCAAGAAACACCAACACGUAAUUAGAUAUGUCUCAGAGACGAGCCGAGCCCACGGUUUGAUUAUCGCUAAGGUUCCAAUGACGAUGACCAUCGCCGUCGCCUGUGGUGGCAUUCAACUUAUUCGACGCGAGUCCUUGCUGGUGAUGUCUCAGUUCGUCUUCUAUGUCAUGGCUGCGGCCCUUCGACUGUUUGCCUUUGCUUGGGCAGCGGACAACUUGAAGGAAACCAGCGAGAGGCUCGCAUUGGCGAUCUACGAGUCGGACUGGAUGAACAAAUCAUCGAAAAUCCAGAAAGAUCUGCGUAUAAUGAUUCAGAGGUGUCAGAGACCGUUGGUCAUUAGAAUAAGCGGCGUGUUACCGCUUCUCUCGUUGAAUUAUUACGUUCAGUUUCUCAGCACGUGCUUUUCGUAUUUCAUGACCCUUUUGGCUGUGACCGCUUAG